This is a messenger RNA of Emiliania huxleyi CCMP1516, 440 nucleotides long. RefSeq lists its product as hypothetical. The annotation marks the transcript as partial. The record is from RefSeq and is a predicted model, not a curated record. Lineage: Eukaryota; Haptophyta; Isochrysidales; Noelaerhabdaceae. The transcript has 3 exons.
AUGAACAACGGCGAGGAGUACGGUUGCAGGAGCCUCAUCCUCGAGUGCACCAAGAGCGGCGGCCGGCGCCCUCCGCUGCUGCCGUCUGCGUUCGCGGCGGAGCUGGAGACGAAGAGCUUCACCAACGGCAAGGUCGACAAGCCGCUCAGCAGUUUUGGCAAGGCGACCGAGCUGAACUACGACGGCCUCGGCUGGGGCGACGCGGAGGCGGCGCACCUGGCGGAGGUCCUCGCGAGCGGGGCAGCGCCGCGGCUUGAGACGCUCAAGCUCUGCCACAACCAGAUUGGCGACGAGGGCUGCACGGCGCUGGCCGCCGCCCUCAAGGAAGUUGCUCGCCGUGGACAACAAGGAGCAGCCCGAGCUGGUGGCCGUGUGCGAGGAGCGUGGCAUCGAGCUGCGCUGAGCGCGACAUCGAGAGCCGGGCGAAGAGAUAGGCAAAG